AUGUCAUCGAAUUCCCCGAACGGCCCUCCGAUUCAAUACUACAGCUCUGUCUUCGUCUGCAUCUACGAGCCCUGUGGUACCUACCAAGCUAAGCCUCUGGGCACCUUUCGACUUGUCAAUGGCUUCUAUCAGGUGCCAGCUCCACCUUUGUCCAACACGCCAUACAUGGCAGGCCUCAUGCCGAUCGGCGAGUCCACAUACACGUCCACGGAGCAGCAGCAGGGCGGGGGCAUGAUGAGACCGCCUCCCAUUCCUUCUCCUCAUCGAUCGGACAGCAACGCUUCUCGCCUUGAAUCUGUUCCGAACUCUACCGCCACCUCUGCCGGUACCCGGAAUACUCAGCCAACAAGAACGUCGAGUUUGCCGCCACCUGCAGGACCAUCACCAAGCACUCCGACAAGACCGUCUUCUGGGCAAUCCACUCAAACCUCUACCGCUGCAUCAACAGUCCCACAGGACGAGUCAUCAUCGAAUACUCAAGCACUCGCUGCAACGCAGCCCAACGCACAAACUCAACAGACUUCGGCAACGCCGAUCAGCCGAACGACAAGAGCCGCAGCCGCAGCACGAACCAACCAGAACACAGCGUCAUCUUCACAUGUUGCUGGUCCGUCAUUUGCAUCGAACGCUCCGCCUGCUCCUCGAGGCCAACCAAGCCGUGAUGGUCUCGUCGGGGUUGCCGCUCUCAACCUCGUCAGGCUCCUGGAAAGAGAUUUCAAGCAAUUUGAACUGUCAUUCGUUGGACGUGCAGUCGUCGGACUUGGCCGAGAAGGCGGAGACACUGAUGAGACCAAGAGCAAGUUUGACGAGCAAUCCGAGGAUGCUAGAGUAUGGCCGCACUUCAAGUUAGCGCCAACAAAGGACCAAGCCGAGUUCGUGCGUUGGGCGGUGGGUCACUGGCUCAAGGCAAGCGGAAUCUACAACACCACGUUCCUGACGUUCAUGUCGGACUGUUUCGAGCAGUACGAAAGUUUGAAGAUCAACAACGCACGCAUCAUGACGCAUAGCGGAGUCCAUUUGAGUGCUUGUAGGGUCAAACAACGCACGCAUAGCGUAGUUCGCUCGAGCACUAUGAAGAUGAAAGAUGAGAUGGACAAGGACAAAGACCAAAGCAGAGAGAUUGCCAAUGGAGCGAUAGGAGUCGCACAACGCACGCAUACCGAAGUCCCGUCGAGCGUUGUGCGUGGGGGCGAUGUAUGCAAGGCGACUGCCAUCGUCAGGUUGAUGAUGAUCAUCAAUGCAUGGGCGUUGCGAUCAAGAUACACGACUCGGAACAGGGACAGGGACGAGAUUCCAGGUUUGCAAUAA
Molecule: messenger RNA, 1308 nt
Organism: Zymoseptoria tritici IPO323
Lineage: Eukaryota; Fungi; Ascomycota; Dothideomycetes; Mycosphaerellales; Mycosphaerellaceae
Exons: 10
Coding region: 1-1308 (435 amino acids)
Source: RefSeq, a predicted model, not a curated record